Portunus trituberculatus (swimming crab) is the source of this 3073-nucleotide messenger RNA. RefSeq names its product glucose dehydrogenase [FAD, quinone]-like. Gene Ontology annotation, molecular function: flavin adenine dinucleotide binding; oxidoreductase activity, acting on CH-OH group of donors. The record is from RefSeq and is a predicted model, not a curated record. The transcript has 14 exons. Bases 957 to 2804 code for a protein of 615 amino acids. Lineage: Eukaryota; Metazoa; Arthropoda; Malacostraca; Decapoda; Portunidae.
UAUCUCGGGUAGUUUCCAAACAAUUGCAUCUUUCUUCCCCUUAGUAUUCUUAUUCCUGAUGAAACAAUUACCUAGGUUACAAGACUCGUGGUUUUCAUUUAGUGGACAAUAAUGCAGAGGUAAAAGUCAUUCAGCCGUGUUCUGACAUCUCGUGCAAGGCCGUAUAGGUGUGUGUCGGUAGUCUAUAUUGUACUCGUAUAUGGGUGUGUGUUGGUGAAUGACAAUGGAAUGUACUCAGUAUUGUUUUGUAUGAGAAGGUCAGGGUCACAGUAUUUGCGGUUUUAAUGCCAGAUAGUACAAAGGCCUGCAAGUAAAAGUUACUUAGGCGUGUUCGCACGUCCGCAUGUGUGUCAUGGCCGCGCGCUGAGCCGCCAGGUUACUGCAGUCCAAAAUGAAAACGACUGAUAAUGUAACACCAUUUUUGUACACCACACCCUCUCUCCCCCCUUCCCCUCCACACACACACACACACAAUAGGCCAGUAAUAGAAGAAAAUGUAUAUAGUACACAUCCCAAUGUUGCAGCUUCUAAUACAUUUGUAGUGCCACCACUAUCACCACCACCACCACCACCAUCACCACCACCAACAACAACAGCAAAAACAAUAUAAAGAGAAAAUCAUCCUAAACAAUCAAUUUCAUAGAAUCACACACAAAAAAAGGAAUAAAACAAUAGAAGAGAAACAUUUAUAAGGAACACCACUGAAAAAAAAAUGUAUUAAUCAACGCAAGCGGUCGGAGCGUUCACACGCAAGAGGCAAAGGGAGGGGAAGGUAGGCGGAGAGGAAGGAAGGAAGGAAGGUGAAGGUUAUCGCUUUGGUGGGUAGCUGUGCAGAACGGCCAGCGCAGUAGCCAUGGAGAAGUGACCACCGACUCACCUCUCACUCAUUGUCCACGUACCGCCUUCCUCGCACUCUCCUCUCCCCGCGCACAGACUGUUCAGAUAACGGAGACAACAUGAGUUUGAAUUUGAAUUUGAUACGGAGUGCAGGUAUCGGCCUCUUCAUGAUAGGAACGUUGCCAAUGCUGCGUCUCCUGCUGGAGGCCGUUCUUUUCCUAGCUCCACCCAGCGAUUUUCACCCACCUGCACACCUCGACGCCGAAUAUGACUUCGUGGUUGUGGGCGGAGGAUCAGCCGGCAGUGUGAUGGCGGCACGGUUGUCUGAGGUGGCAGACUGGCGGGUUUUGCUGGUGGAGGCUGGACCUCCACCUCCUGCAGAUACCGCAGUACCUGCAUUUUCAGCUCUCAUAUAUCUGCCAGGGUAUCCCACGCUCUUUCGCCACGAGACGGUCCCGCAACGGAAUGCUCUCAAGUAUAGCAUUAAUCAGGCCGCAGUGCUGCUGCAGGGGCGGGUGCUUGGCGGUGGCUCCACGGUGAACGGUAUGGUCUACAGCCGCGGCAACAGGAGAGACUACGAUGCCUGGGAAGCUCUUGGAAAUCCCGGCUGGGAUUAUGCCUCCGUCCUGCCAUACUUCAUUAAGUCUGAGGACUUUAUCGGAACGCCUCCCUCUGAGACAGAGAGGUUUCACGGACGCGGUGGACCCCUAGGAGUGACGCAAGCACCUUUAGGAAGUCUCAGUCAGCGUUUCAUCGAGGCCGGGAGGCAGCUCGGUUAUCCUAUCGUCGACAACGCUGGUCCUGAGCAAUUAGGCUUCCCCGGUAACGCCACCUUCACCAUCCGGGGUGGGACAAGAAGCUCCACCGCUGAGGCCUUCCUGCGUCCCGCCACCAAGCGAUCCAACCUGCACGUGCUGCACUCCGCCACCGUGACUCAGAUCCUGUUCAAUAAAAAGCUUCGAGCAGUCGGUGUCCUGUUUGAAUACAAUCACAAGAAGGUACGCGUGGGUGUACGUCGCGAGGUGGUGUUGUCGGCAGGAGCUCUGGGCUCGCCCCACCUACUGCUCUUAUCCGGUGUCGGGCCUGGCAAACACUUGGAACAACACAAGGUAAAGAUGGUGAGGCACUUGCCCGGUGUUGGACAGAAUCUACAUGACCACGUGUCUCUUAGCGGCCUCAGCUGGACUCUUCCGCGUGCCACGGACGGCUCAGAGCAGCCUCUGCCGUUAACCAUCAAUGACGUCACACAGUACAUAAAAAGCAGAGAGGGGGGGUUAGCGCGCCCCCCGGUGGACGUGCUGGACGCGUGGGUCAAGGCCAGCCCUAGGGGAGACCCACAAUGGCCCGACAUUCAGAUACUUCUUGUCGGUGCCACCCUAGCCCAAGACUACGGUUUUUUCUCUCCCGCUGCCUACAACCUUGACGCCUACAAAAUAAAGAAUUACCUUGGCGAGAUUUACGGGGAGAGAGGGUUCACCAUGAGACCCAUCCUGCUGCAUCCCAAGAGCCGCGGCACCGUCACUCUCCGCUCCAAGGACCCACGAGAGGCGCCCUUAGUGGAUGUGGGUUAUCUUACUCAUCCCGACGACGUGGCAACACUGGUAGAAGGUAUCAAACUAACUCUGGCCUUGGGUAACGCGUCAGCUCUCCGUCGAGACUUUGGCGCCAAGUUUUUCGAUAAGCCCUUACCAGAGUGCGCCUCUCAGACUACGGGCAGCGACGCUUACUGGAGCUGCUACGUCCGCCAGAUGAGUUCCACUUUCCUUCACAUGGCCGGCACCUGCAAGAUGGGACCCAAAACAGACCGCAUGGCUGUUGUCGACAAUAAAUUGAGAGUGUUCGGGGUGUCGGGCCUGCGAGUAGUGGAUGCCUCUGCCAUGCCUUUCGUCAUAUCAGGCAACACCAACGCGCCCGUUAUCAUGAUGGCUGAGAAGGCUGCAGAUAUGAUCAAGCAGCAAUGGGCGUGAAGAGAGAGAGAGAGAGAGAGAGAGAGAGAGUGUGUGUGUGUGUGUGUGUGUGUGUGUGUGUGUGUCGUCCACAUGCUCAAGUCUACAGCCGUGGCCAAUGGAGCUCCGUGGCAUAGGUGUGUGGGAAGGUCUGGGUUGUGGAAAGGUGCAGGACACCAAGCAGUAGUGGUCCAGUGUAUACUGACACUAACGAGUAAGGGACAGCCCGGUAGUGGUGCGUGGAGCAUUAACAUUUUAUCCAAAUAACAACCUCGUCAUAAUAAAAACUA